UACAAUGACCGGCGUGCCCCGCGCUCCGCGCCCCUUCUCUUUCAGCCUCCGGGACUUGCGAAGCUCCGCCGACCUGCUGACCGAAAACCGAUAUGGCGGCCACUCUGGGCAGCGGGGAGCGCUGGACCCAAGGGGGAAUCUGACAGACGCGGGUCCCCGAGCUCACAGAACUGUCAAUCCACUGAGAGAGUUUGGCCGGUUAACAGCCUUUUACAAAACACAGCCACUUACUUUGAUGCAAUUAGAAGAAACAAAUACCCAGAAGAUAGACGACCUGGCAGCCAUGAUCCCUGUGGUUGCUGUAACUGCAUGAGGGCACCAAAGGAAAACAAGUCUGAGAAUGAGUGGAAUCAGACCCGACAGGGAGAGGGGAGCUCCACUUAUACAGAGGAACAGCUACUUGGGGUACAAAGAAUCAAGAAGUGCAGAAAUUACUAUGAAAUUCUGGGUGUUUCUCGAAAUGCCAGUGAUGAAGAGCUUAAGAAAGCGUACAGGAAGCUUGCCCUGAAGUUUCACCCUGACAAGAACUGUGCUCCUGGAGCAACAGACGCCUUCAAAGCAAUAGGAAAUGCCUUUGCGGUCCUAAGCAAUCCUGACAAGAGACUCCGCUAUGAUGAGUAUGGAGAUGAGCAGGUGACUUUCACUGCACCUCCAGCCAGAUCUUACCAUUAUUACAGGGAUUUUGAAGCUGACAUCUCUCCAGAAGAACUAUUCAAUGUGUUCUUUGGAGGACAUUUUCCUUCAGGAAAUAUUCACAUGUUCUCAAAUGUGACAGACGACAGUCACUAUUUUCGCAGGCGACACCGCCAUGAGAGGACACAGACACACAAGAGAGAGGAAGAAGACAAAGCUCAGACUCCAUAUUCUGCAUUUGUUCAGCUGCUUCCAGUUCUGGUGAUUGUGCUUAUUUCUGUCAUUACUCAGCUGCUGGCUGCUAACCCCCCAUAUAGUCUAUUCUAUAAAUCAACCUUGGGCUAUACCAUUUCUAGAGAAACGCAGAACCUGCAGGUGCCUUACUUCGUGGAUAAAAACUUUGACAAGGCCUACAGAGGAGCUUCUCUUCGUGACCUGGAGAAAACAAUAGAGAAAGAUUAUAUUGAUUACAUCCAGACAAGCUGUUGGAAGGAGAAACAGCAAAAGUCUGAGCUGACCAAUUUGGCGGGGCUCUACAGAGACGAGCGACUGCGGCAGAGAGCAGAGUCGAUGAGACUGGACAACUGUGACAAACUUUCCAAGCUAAUCGGCCUCCGGAGGGGCGGCUGAAAGGACGGUGGCCCAGUCAGGGUGGGGCUUCUCUCUUGUUACUAUUUCCAUUGCAAAUUCCAUUUUAUAAUACACGGUAGGAAAUGAUGACACUUACCACCCGCUAACUUUGUCGGGCAGAGCUGUAGGACAUGGAGCCACAUUGUCACCAUCCAGUUCUUCCAGGCCUGGCUCCCAGGGCAGGGACAGUUCAUCUAAGUUACAUGAGUGGUGAGGUUUGGACGUGCUCCUCUGUGAAUGUAGAUCAGGGCAUCCCAGAGAAGACCCACAUUUCUUCCUUCAUCCUGCCUACAGCAAAAGCCCACUCCCUAGGUGUUUCUAGGCUCAGCCAGUGCACGUCAGAGCCUUGAUGGUGUCUGCGAGAAUUACCCUCUCCCUGCCAGAGUCAGCAUCCCCCAGUGUUCAGUUCUCCACUCCCAAGGAGAGUGGAGAGAAAUCGAGCUGUUUAGUAGUUUGGUGUUAUCCAAGGCUCUGCUGAGACAGGAGCAUUAGCAAACUGCCUGAUUUGUGGUUUCUUUUUUCUGAGAGAGGUAGCCCAGGCUAGUCUGGAACUCA
Molecule: messenger RNA, 1818 nt
Organism: Onychomys torridus (southern grasshopper mouse)
Lineage: Eukaryota; Metazoa; Chordata; Mammalia; Rodentia; Cricetidae
Gene: Dnajc18
Product: DnaJ heat shock protein family (Hsp40) member C18
Exons: 9
Coding region: 310-1263 (317 amino acids)
Biological process (GO): cellular response to misfolded protein
Cellular component (GO): endoplasmic reticulum membrane
Molecular function (GO): Hsp70 protein binding
Source: RefSeq, a predicted model, not a curated record